AUGAGCAGCGAGCAAGAACUCGAGGCCUAUGAGCGCUUUGCCGUGGAAGAGCAUGUCCACGACAUAAUUACCGAGUUGUGCAAACUCCCCGCUGCUCGCGACGAGUUCGGCCUUGGCGAUGGAAUCCAGUUCAGCAAUCAUACGAACUCCUUAAACGAGAACGGAACUAUUGAAGCGGGUGCGAGCCAAUCGUCAAAUGUACACCACCCUAGACCUGAUCAGUUCUGUAUCCAUCGUGUCGACGGCAACACUACGACUCUCCUUAUAUCUGUCGAGCAUAAGCCGCCUCACAAGCUUUCUGUCGCUACCUUUCGUAUGGGGCUCCGACUAAUGGACUUAUGGAAGGAUAUGGUCAGAUUAAACAAGAUACCGACAAACCAGGAAGCGAAGUUGAGGUACAAUGCAGAGCGACUUGUCUGCUCCGCUCUUGUCCAGGAAUAUCACGAGAUGAUUUAG
Molecule: messenger RNA, 456 nt
Organism: Penicillium oxalicum
Lineage: Eukaryota; Fungi; Ascomycota; Eurotiomycetes; Eurotiales; Aspergillaceae
Exons: 1
Coding region: 1-456 (151 amino acids)
Source: RefSeq, a predicted model, not a curated record